AUGGACUCUGCGACUGGGCGAGUUCAGGUUUGGGCGCGUGUCCGGCCUCCGAUUGAACAGGAUCAUGGCCCCAGCACCGCAGUCGAGUGCUGCGAGUCGACGAAGAUGGUGCGGGUGCGCAACGACGCCGAGGCUGUCGAGAGGAUCCUCAAUGGUCAGGCAGAACUGUCGUCGGCAUCACCUGAGCCGAAGGAGUUUGCCUUCGACGGAGUCUUCGGGGAGCAGUCGGCGCAGCGUGACGUCUUCAUGCAGAUUGGGCUUCCUGUCCUGCGCGAGGCGCUCCGGGGCAUCAACGGCACCGUCCUGGCCUACGGACAGACCGGCUCCGGCAAGACGCACUCCCUGCUGCACCAGAGCGCCAAGGGAGAAGAGGCAGGGCUGCUACCCCGGCUGGUGGCAUCUUUGUUUCUGAUGAUCAGCCAAGAUGUUGCAAACGUUUACGACAUCGAGGCGGCAGCGGUUCAGGUCUACAAUGAACAAGUUGACGACCUGCUGAACUCUGAACACCAGAGCGGCAUCGGACACAACCUGAACGUCCGCGACGGCGGCGUGGUCAAUGGGCUGACCUGGAUCCGAUGCACAAAGCCCGAUGAGAUGCUGGAAGCCUUCACGCGAGCUCGCGCCAACGUCGUCUACGCGGAGACCAAGAUGAACAAGGCUUCCAGCCGGAGCCACGCCAUCUUCCAACUUCGGAUCAGUAAGCGCGAGCGCGUUUUCGAAGCUUCGAAGACCGGGCAGAAGGUAGAGUGCACCAUCGCAAGGCUGAAUGUCGUGGACCUUGCUGGGUCUGAGCGCGUCAAGAAGUCGGGCUCCGAAGGCAUGCGCUUUCAGGAAGCCACGAACAUCAACCGCAGCCUUCUGGCCUUUGGGAAUGUGGUCAGCGCCCUGGCUGCGCGCAAGUCGCACGUGCCUUUGCGAGACAGCAAGCUCACCAGGAUCCUCGAUGGCUCGAUUGGUGGCAACUGCCGCACCGCACUGCUCGUGUGCGUGAAUGGGUCCUUGGAACACGUGGGCGAGACUCAGAAUACCUUAGAGUUCGCCUCGCGGGCCAUGCGCGUGGAGGUGGACGCCAAAGUCAACACGGCGCUGGUGGAAGUAAGCGCCAAGACCCUCCUGGCCGACCUCAAUCCCGAAGCGCACGAGUUCGGAAAGAAGGUGCAAGCAGACAAGAAGGAGAUCGAGGCCCUUCGCAAGCAGUCUGCCGAUGCAGCAGAGCAGGCCAAGCGCGAAGCCGAGAAGCGCGAGAAGGCCGUGCAGGAGGCGGAAAGCAACGUGAAGAAGCUGCAGCAGGCAGUGUGGUGUGCAGCGAAAGCUGAGCCCGUCGCUCGAAUAGUUGCAAUGGCCGUUGUCGUCGUCGCGGCGCCGCCACAGCCGCUAGUGCGACUUGGUGACGAGGCGCUCGCCCCAGGGGCUGCCCUUGCUUUGCGGGCCACGGAGGCUUUUCAGAGCAAAGUCACAUGGGGUGGUGGUGAGGGAGGUGGCGGGCCAUGGGCAGGCUUGACCUUCGAGCUGGUGGAACUGCGAAUUCGCAUGGAAGAGAAAGAAAUUGUCUGCCGAAUUUGCUCGGACGCUUGUCAGGCAGCAGUCGUGACCAUUCCCGACGCUGCCCAGACCCCAGAUUCAUGA
Molecule: messenger RNA, 1626 nt
Organism: Symbiodinium natans
Lineage: Eukaryota; Dinophyceae; Suessiales; Symbiodiniaceae
Source: the annotation of a GenBank genome assembly